Messenger RNA from Pocillopora damicornis (cauliflower coral), 1547 nucleotides. Its product is annotated as G protein-coupled receptor 161-like. Gene Ontology annotation, molecular function: neuropeptide Y receptor activity. Gene Ontology annotation, cellular component: membrane. The record is from RefSeq and is a predicted model, not a curated record. Lineage: Eukaryota; Metazoa; Cnidaria; Anthozoa; Scleractinia; Pocilloporidae. Gene Ontology annotation, biological process: G protein-coupled receptor signaling pathway.
GCUUUGAUAGUUUUAAUGUUCAAAAAUGACGCUUAAAUCAAGUGCAAUCAUCGAGGCCACCAUUCUCGUUGUUAUAUGUGUAGCGUCUGUUUUUGUAAAUAUCAUUUUGUUUGUGAUACUCUUGAGGAAGAGAACCCUUCGCACCAUCUCCAAUGGUUUUCUUCUCAAUCUCGCAUUUGCUGAUUUGCUCGUAUCCAUGUUAAACAUGCCUAUAACUGUGGUCACCAUUAUCAACGAAAGUUGGAUUUUUGGAGAUACUGCCUGCGUUUUCUUCGGAUUCAUCACGAUGCUUUCGUUUGUUUCAUCAGUGAUGUCCCUGGCUAUGAUAGCUAUCAAUAGAUAUUAUUACGUGGUGCAAUGGAAAAACUACUCAUCUAAUUUUACGCCAAGAAAAUCCCUCCUGUUCGUGGGAAGCGUGUGGAUAACAUCUGUGUCAUUAUCCAUUCCACCACUGUUAGGCUGGGGAAAAUAUGAUUUUAUUUCUGGGAAAUCUUUCUGUUUCGUAUUCUGGCCUUCUGAUGUUUACUAUAUGUAUUUUAUGCUUAUUAUAUGCUUCUUCGGCCCUCUAACUGUUAUAUGUAUAACAUAUAUCAAAAUUCUAAAAUUUACCAGGCGAGCUAAGCAGCAGAUGCAUCGACAUAGGGAAAACAACAUGAUCGAGGAUGCGAGUCAAAAAAUGGAGGAAAACAGAAGACGUAUAGGAACUUCUCAAGAGGAAGUCAAAAUCACCAAUACUUUAGUGAUCGUUGUUGCAUGUUUCGUCGGUUGUUGGGCGCCUUUUGCUGUCACCAUGUUUAUAGAUGUCUACUUACCAUCAUCACGCAUCCCAAGAUCAAUUGAUAUCAGCACACUGUUGCUUGGUUAUGCCAACAGCAUGUGCAACCCUGUUGUGUAUGGGAUAAGGAAUCAAACGUUUCGAAGGGAACUUAUUCGAGUCUUUACGAUCUGCCGAAGACUUCAAAGAGUUUCUGUAGGGAACGUACCUUACCCAUCUAAAAGGAGAGCUUCAUCCAAGAUCAGAACUGCAAAGAAAAUGGGAGUGUCUGAAUUACCACACCUCGCCUCAUCAUCCAAAGAGACUGCUUCAUCUUCUCUUUCUUAACAUUUGAAUUUCUCGUCGAAGAAAGGACUCAAGGAGGAAAGAAGCAGAUAAAUUUUACCCAUCCUAAAUGGAAAGCCUGAAUUGCUUAGGGUUAGCAGUAAACAAUGUUUCAUUUUAAAGGGGGUAAGUUUCUAAAGAAUCUGUGGUGCUGCGUCGGUUGAGGAGCCUCAUGACGAGCUUUGCCCUCCGAAAAACUUUAUGCAAAUUAGGCUACGGCAGAUCUGAGAUCCGUCUGGCAAUUAUUGAUUGUAAUAAAAGAACUGAGUUCGCGCCCACAGUACGAUCGAGGAGAUAAUGUAAAUAGACCACCGUGAAGUGUUUAAAAGCUGACGUUUCGAGCGUUAGCCCUUCUUCACAGCGAAAGGGCUCUGACUUUUUUUAAAUUUUAGUCAAGUAGUUUUAUGUAGAUGAGAUCCAAUUCAGUCGCAAAAAUAUUUCUUUUGGA